Messenger RNA from Sitophilus oryzae (rice weevil), 1841 nucleotides. It is a transcript of the gene AstC-R2, whose product is annotated as somatostatin receptor type 2-like. The record is from RefSeq and is a predicted model, not a curated record. The transcript is spliced from 4 exons. Gene Ontology annotation, biological process: G protein-coupled receptor signaling pathway. Gene Ontology annotation, cellular component: membrane; neuron projection. Bases 212 to 1513 code for a protein of 433 amino acids. Gene Ontology annotation, molecular function: peptide binding; somatostatin receptor activity. NCBI's taxonomy places the organism in Eukaryota, Metazoa, Arthropoda, Insecta, Coleoptera, Curculionidae.
CGGCAAAAACCUUUAAAAAUCAGUUUAUAUCUGCAACGAUGCAGAAAAUGCAGUCCGGCAAGAUUUCGGCGUAAAAAUGGUUCUUAAUUUAUGCAAACAAUCGGGUUUCAAUGAAUAUAUCUCCCUGUUAGUAGUUGUAUUGUUUUAAAAAUUGUGCUUUAUAUAUAACCUCUUCACUCCAUGCUCCAAUCUCUUCAAAUCAUCACCCACCAUGGACGCUCUGGGCAAUCUCACCCGGCACUUCAACGACACAGACUCCGAGGAAAUUCAAGAGAGCAGCUUUUCAUGGGUGAUGAAUGCCAUCCAAACCAUCCUCUUCGUGGUGGUCUGCGUGGUGGGCUUGGUCGGAAACACCCUCGUCAUUUACGUGGUGCUCCGCUUCUCCAAGAUGCAGACAGUCACUAACAUGUACAUUGUUAAUCUGGCCAUAGCCGAUGAGUUUUUCCUCAUUGGGAUACCUUUUCUUAUUACCACCAUUCUGAAUGGUCAAUGGAUCUUUGGGCAUUACGUUUGUAAGGCUUACAUGAUCACCACGAGCAUCAACCAGUUUACCAGCUCGAUUCUACUAUGUAUCAUGAGCGCCGACAGGUAUAUAGCAGUAUGCCAUCCGAUUUCUUCACCAAAAUGGCGUACACCGAUGAUAUCAAAGAUCGUAGCGUUCUUCGCUUGGUUCUGCAGUCUAUUACUGAUGGUCCCGAUCGUAGAGAACGCUCAGGCAGUAGUGUCGGACGACAACAAGACCACCUCCUGUGUAAUAAACUGGUUUGUCACAGACGAGAACAAUACUUUGACCACGAAUUCAACCGAGAGCCUCGAUUCAUCAUUGAUACCCGCUCCAACUUUGUUCCUCAUCUACACUUUCAUUUUCAGUUUUGCUAUACCGUUAUGCUUGAUUCUGUUCUUCUACUGUCAAGUUAUCAAGAAACUGAAGACUGUAGGGCCUAAAAACAAGUCCAAGGAGAAGAAGAAAAGUCACAGGAAGGUUACUAACUUGGUUCUAACCGUUGUGACUGUCUACGUGAUUUGUUGGUUGCCGUAUUGGAUAACGCAGUUGACCUCAGCUGCAAUACCUUCAGCUACACCAUAUACGUUUACUGUAACCCUGCAUAUACUGGCCUCAUGUUUAAGUUACUCGAACUCAGCUGUUAACCCGAUACUUUACGCAUUCUUGAGUGACAACUUUAAGAAGAGCUUCCUCAAGGCUUGCACGUGCGCCGCCAACAAGGAUGUCAAUGCCACUCUUCACCUGGAGAAUAGUGUGUUCCCCAAAAAAUCCAAGGCCUCGUCUGAUAGGUCAGUUCAACAGAUUGAGAAACGAUACAGAUCAACUAGAAACACCUCCACGUGCCACAACGAUGAAGACGAGUGUGACGUGGGACCCCUGGUCAAAAACGACCCUUCCACAUCAGCCAUGACGCUGACCAGCAGGAUGACCAUCAACACGGCGGGGGAGAGCAAAGAGUUAAAAAACGGGACAGCGCCCAACAACCAAUCGCAACCGACAAGCUUAUAAUCGUGUAUGAGUGGGUCUACUUCAGAAACGAUGAGGAGUUCUUGUAGUGUACACCGGUACGGACACUGUUUUUCGGUGUAUCAAAAAUUCUAAGUUGGUAAUGCAGUUCUACCGCGAAUUGCUUGAUGUUUGAAGCUAAUUUUGGAGUUAAAUAAUACUCUUUUAUUUUUACAGACCUUGGUUUAUUUAACUGACUUUUUAUGAAAAAUAAACAUUGCCAGUGAAGUUUUCUCAGUGUAGAUUGGUUUGAACACUUUUUUUUCAGUGUAUACCGGGUGCGUCUUAAAAGUGGCUCACCCCUAUACUUUUUUUGAUUUUUUCAGAUAAA